CCGCCGCGGCUCCCACGUCGGUGCUGCAGCCCCUUCCUGCUCCGAGGCUCGGCGCCGGAACCGGCCGUGGAAAUCGGCCCGCGGAGGCGGCGGCCGGGCCCCGGAGCUCUGUGUUCGCGGCCGUCCCGUGCGGCACCCGGUGCGGACCCAGCAUGUAGGUGCCCGGUGGCUGCCAUGAACCUGGAGACCAUGAGGAUCCACAGCAAAGCGCCUCUCCCCGGUGGCAUCCAGGACAAAAAUGAAAAGAACAAAGCAUCUUUGAAAUCCCUGAAAAAUGAUAAUAGACUGGAAAAGUCCAAAUAUAAGCCUCUUUGUGGAAAAAUAUUUUACCUUGACUUGCCUUCUAUCACCGUAUGUGAAAAACUCCAAAAAGACAUAAAGGAUCUUGGCGGGCGAGUUGAAGAAUUUCUCAGCAAAGAUAUCAGUUAUCUUGUUUCAAAUAAAAAGGAAGCAAAGUAUGCACAAACAUUGGGUCGAAAUUCUCCUGUACCAAGUCCAGAAUCUGCGUAUACUGCAGAAACCACCUCACCUCAUCCUAGCCAUGAUGGAAGUUCCUUUAAGUCUCCAGACAGAGUGUGUUUGAGCCGAGGAAAGUUCUUAGCUGAAAAAGCUGUCAAGGAUCAUGAUUUUAUUCCUGCUAAUAGUAUAUUAUCAAAUGCGUUAUCAUGGGGAGUAAAGAUUCUUCAUAUCGAUGACAUUAGGUACUACAUUGAACAGAAGAAGAAAGAGUUAUGUACACUCAAGAAAUCAAGUAAUUCUGUGAGGGAUACGGGAAAAAAAGCUUGUACUGGAAUACAGAAGGCAAGAACAGGGAGACUCAAAAAGCCUUUUUUAAAGGUUGAAGAUGUGAACCGGUCUUACAGGCCAUUUUACCUUCAGCUGACCAGUAUGCCUUCUAUAAACUACUCUACUCAGACACCUUGCAGUCCAUUUGAUGGAGAUAAGCCAUCUAACAUCCAAAAGCAAGCUCAGCCUAAAGUCAGAAUUACUACGGAUGGCGAUAAAUGUGGUGGAACCCCAGUUCAACUCCAGUUGAAGGAAAAGAGAAAAAAAGGAUAUUGUGAAUGUUGCUUACAGAAAUAUGAAGAUCUCGAAACUCACCUUCUGAGUGAGAAACACAGAAACUUUGCACAGAGUAACCAGUAUCAAGUUGUUGAUGAUAUUAUAUCUAAGUUAGUUUUUGAUUUUGUGGAAUAUGAAAGAGACACACCUAAAAAGAAAAGAAUAAAAUACAGCAUUGGAUCCCUUUCUUCUGUUUCUGCAAACGUCCUGAGAAACACUGAGCCAAAGGAGAAGCUACAGUUGGAGCCCAUUUUCCAGGACAUGGGAGAAAGUAAUGGGCAACUGCUCGAGCAGAAUUUUCAGUAUGAAGAAACCCAGGAACCUGAGCCCAGGCUUGUGUUUGCUUCAGAACCCAUGUCCUACUGUUCAGCUGGGUUGAAAAGAUGGGAUGAGAAAACAGUGAGCACAUUCAGUGCAAGUGAACCUGACCUAAAACAGAAUUGUCCACCACUACCUCCGUGUAAAAAUGAACAGCAGGAAGGAAUUCCUGAUGAUUCUGAACAUAAAUUAAUUAUUAAUAAAAAUGAUUCAAUAGAGAGGGGAGGUGAUUCUCUAGGUGUGCCACAGUCAUGUGUGCAAGUUUCUUGUCCCGGUUCAGAAAAUAGUACACCCCAACCAAAAUUAACUGCAGAUAUUACACAUUCUUCAUCAAAACGUCUACAGCAUGAUUCUGACCUGGUGACAUUAAAUACAUCAAAAGAGCACCUAAGAGUGAAGGCCAGAACUCCAUCCUGUAGUCCUGAGGAGCCUAAUGAAUAUGACACUGAGAAUGUGGAUAAUCUGCCUUGUGGUAGGAUCCAGCGGAAAGUGAGACUAUUGUUAGAGCGAAAGAAAAACAAUGUGGACCCAAGUGCUGAACUGGGUAAGAAAAGAGCUGAGUUUCCUCCUGCGUGUGAAGACAGGACUUGUGGGUCACCAGUACAGUCUCUCCUGGACCUCUUUCAGACAAGUGGAGAGAAAUCAGAAUUUUUAGGUUUUACAAGCUACACUGAAAACAGUGGAAUGUGUGAUGUUUUAGAUAUUUGGGAGGAAGAAAAUUCAAGUAGUUUGCUGUCAACAUUUUUCUCUUCCCCUUCAGCUUCUGCAUUUGUUGGAUUUUAGUAUUUAAUGUAUUUUUCAGAAGUGACAGUUAUAUUCCUGGAUUUUUUAUAAAUAUAUAUAAUUCUUAGGAAU
Molecule: messenger RNA, 2235 nt
Organism: Onychomys torridus (southern grasshopper mouse)
Lineage: Eukaryota; Metazoa; Chordata; Mammalia; Rodentia; Cricetidae
Gene: Dbf4
Product: DBF4 zinc finger
Exons: 12
Coding region: 175-2163 (662 amino acids)
Biological process (GO): positive regulation of nuclear cell cycle DNA replication; regulation of cell cycle phase transition
Cellular component (GO): nucleus; Dbf4-dependent protein kinase complex
Molecular function (GO): zinc ion binding; nucleic acid binding; protein serine/threonine kinase activator activity
Source: RefSeq, a predicted model, not a curated record